Daucus carota subsp. sativus is the source of this 1436-nucleotide messenger RNA. Its product is annotated as coniferyl alcohol acyltransferase. Lineage: Eukaryota; Viridiplantae; Streptophyta; Magnoliopsida; Apiales; Apiaceae. The coding region runs from base 12 to 1382 and encodes 456 amino acids. Gene Ontology annotation, molecular function: acyltransferase activity, transferring groups other than amino-acyl groups. The record is from RefSeq and is a predicted model, not a curated record. The transcript has 2 exons.
UAAUUGUCACCAUGGAUUCAUGCGAGAGAGGAGUUGUUGUGGUAGUGAAGAGCAUGGAGGUGGUGGCGCCUUUUGCGCCGCUUAGAGUGCACCGGCUGCCUAUGUCGAAUUUGGACCUGCUGUUCCCACCUUUCGACGUUGGAGUUUUGUUCUUCUAUGAUGCGGGAAGUUUGAAAACUGAGAUGAUGAUACGCAUGAUGAAGAAAGGGUUGAGUCAGGUACUGGUCUCAUUCUAUUCGCUUGCUGGAGAAGUAGUUCUUAAUAAUGAAGGCGAGCCUGAGAUACUUUGCAACAAUCGCGGUGUGGAUUUUGUCCAGGCAAUUGCAGAUAGGGAACUCCGACGUCUUAAUCUCCACAAACUGGAUGUUUCUGUCUAUGCUAACUUUUUUCCUGUUAAAAAACGCGGAGUUCUGUCAGUACAGGUGACAGAGAUGAAAUGUGGCGGCUUAGUGAUAGGCUGCAGCUUUGAUCAUCGCGUUGCUGAUGCUCACUCAAUCACCAAAUUUCUAGUUGCAUGGGCAGAUAUGACUAGAUCCAACCACUCAAAGGAUUAUAAAAUCGCGUCAGUAUCCUCUCCAGACUAUUGCCGUUCACUCCUUGAACCUCGAAAUCCAAUCCACCCUGAUCCUGCCUUGAACAACAUGUACAUGUUAGUCGAAGAUGCAUCAGUUGAUUCCCCACAAGCACCACCAGUGUUCCAUCUCCAAAGCCGUAUAUACAAGAUCAAUGCUUGCCAACUCCAGCAUCUCCAGUCUCUAGCAGGACCUAAUAGAACCAAAUUCGAGGCCUUCAGUGCCUUGUUAUGGAAGUUACUAGCAAAAGCGGCGACAGAAGACAAAAAAAGAUGCAAAUUGGGAAUUGUAGUAGAUGGACGAGAUUAUUUGAACAAAUCCAUGGAGAAUUACUUCGGAAACGUACUGUCAGCUCCCUAUAGUGAUGCUAGUGUUGUUGAACUCAAAUCAAUGCCUCUUUCUGAAAUUGCUGAUAAGGUGCAUGCAUGCGUGGAGUGCGCCGCAAACAAUGAGCAUUUCAGGGGACUUGUUGAUUGGAUUGAGUGUCACCGUCCCCGUCAACCAAUGUACAAGAUUUUUUCAUUCCUACCAAGUGACACGGAGGAGGUGGCUGUGGUCGUCUCCUCCGGCCAGCAUUUUCCGGUCCACAAAAUGGACUUUGGCUGGGGGCACCCCUCAGUUAUGUCUGUAUUUUUCCCUUGGGAAGGAACUACUGGCUAUGUUAUGCCGCUGCCUAGUGCUACAGAGGAUGGUGAUUGGAUUGUUUACAUGCAUCUUUCCGAAAAGCACUUAGAUUUUGUGGAGAAAGAGGCACCUCAUAUCUUUGAACCAUUUGCUUUUACUGGCCCUUUGAAAGCAUCUAAACUUUGAUCUUACAGGAAAAUGAAACAUUGGUGAUCCGAUCUGAUCUGAUCUUCUUUUGUA